UUGAAGGAAAUCCGACACAAAUCCAGUGACUACCCUCACAGAGUUGCAAAAUACCCAGAAAACAGAAAUCGUAACAGAUAUAGAGAUGUUAGUCCCUACGAUCAUAGUCGUGUAAAAUUGGAGAACACCGAGAACGACUACAUCAAUGCCAGCCUCGUAGUCAUAGAAGAAGCCCAGAGAUACUACAUUUUAACACAGGUAAGUAGUACCAAUUACUGUUGCCAUUUUUGGCUAAUGGUAUGGCAGCAACAGACCAAAGCAGUUGUCAUGCUGAACAGAGUUGUUGAAAAAGAAUCGGUGAAGUGUGCGCAAUACUGGCCAACAAAAGAAGAGGAAGUUAUGACAUUCAGUGAAACAGGUUUUCGUGUGAGGCUGGUGUCUGAAGAUGUCAAAUCCUAUUACACAGUGCAUCUACUGCAGUUAGAAAAUAUCAACAGUGGUGAGUCCAGGAUGAUCUCUCAUUUUCAUUAUACUACAUGGCCAGACUUUGGAGUUCCUGAAUCCCCAGCUUCAUUCCUGAACUUCCUGUUUAAAGUCAGAGAGUCUGGUUCACUGAGUCCUGAGCAUGGACCUGCAGUAGUUCACUGCAGUGCAGGGAUAGGACGUUCCGGCACGUUUUCGUUAGUAGAUACUUGUCUUGUUCUGAUGGAAAAAAAGGACCCAUUUUCUGUAGAUAUUAAGAAGGUAUUACUGGAUAUGAGAAAUUAUCGAAUGGGACUUAUUCAGACUCCUGAUCAACUAAGAUUUUCAUAUAUGGCUGUAAUAGAGGGAGCAAAAUUUAUAAUGGGAGAUUCAACUAUACAGAAACGGUGGAAGGAGCUCUCUAAGGAGGACCAAGCGCCAAGUUCUGAGCAGUCUCCUCCACACCCAACCAAAAUAACCACAGAAAAGUACAAUGGGAACAGCAUAGGCCUGGAAAACAAAGAUCAAAUGGAGAAAGUAAACACUGACCUCUCCACUAAAGUUCAAGACAUCACAGAUGGGAACAUUGAAAGUACUGUCCGAAAACGACUGCGGGAGGACAGGAAAGCAAACACAGCACAGAAGCUGCAGCAGAUGAAGCAGAAGCUAAAUGAGACUGAAAGAAAAAGAAAAAGGCCGAGACUGACUGACACCUAAGCCUUCAAGACUUGUGAAUAUUCUGCAGCUAUAAACUGCAAAUUAUUGACAUGCAAAGCGAGACAUGACCCCCCUCUUCGGGAACAAAAAAUGAGGUCUGUUAAGUACCAAGAGGACCUCAGUUAUGUGUUUACAGCGUAAACUGCACCGAGGGGACGAAGACCACCAGCAGCGUGUGCUACUUUGCGAAACAGAAUAAUUUGCCAUCUUGUGUUCUUUUUAUAAUGCCUGUAUUAAUGUAGAAAGAUGUAAAAGAAAUAAAUUAGGAAAUAUUUUGUUUUAUACUGCCAUUCUUAUUGUAUUUUUAUACUUUUUUGGCAGCAUUAAAUAUUUUUUUAA
This is a messenger RNA of Acanthisitta chloris (rifleman), 1458 nucleotides long. RefSeq names its product protein tyrosine phosphatase, non-receptor type 2 (gene PTPN2). The transcript has 9 exons. Gene Ontology annotation, biological process: protein dephosphorylation. The annotation marks the transcript as partial. The record is from RefSeq and is a predicted model, not a curated record. NCBI's taxonomy places the organism in Eukaryota, Metazoa, Chordata, Aves, Passeriformes, Acanthisittidae. Gene Ontology annotation, molecular function: protein tyrosine phosphatase activity.